CUGCCUGACCGUCGGCAGCAACGUUCGUGACGGCCUCUCAAUCUCCUCGUUCUAUCUGUGCGUGUAUCGAGUGACUGCUCGUGUGUGUGUCUAUGUGUUCCAGUGUUACGCUCGUCAAUUGAUCAACGGCGGUGGAGGAGAAAAAAAAAAAGCAAUUAUUGAUUGUGACUAGGUCUACAAGCCUCUUGAACGGCCUUCUACUUAUCAUGCCCGUUUAGAUUAUGUGAUGAUGUGAUUGAAUAUUGAACGUGAUUCGUUCAUUUACGCCGGGAUUUUUCUAUUCUUGUUCCUAUUGUGCGCUAAAAUUAGUUUGGAAAAGAGACAAAAAAAAACGAAGAAAAGAAAAUGGAGGACGAAUUGAAAUGUCCGUCGUGUCGCCAAUUUUUCGCUCAGCCCGUCUUACUGCCGUGUUUUCACGCAAUGUGUCUCAGUUGCGCGCUGCAGAAUCAACAGCCCGUUGUCAACAAUUUGGCCAGUCACGCGACGGCUCACGAACAACAACUGGAACAGCCAUUACCGCCGCCGCCGACCGAAUUGCAAUUACUCUCCGAACUGCAUUGCAACGACUGCAACGAUUCGGAUCAAUUGUCCAUCCUGAGCGAGACGGACAGUGGCGUUGUGGUCAGCACGAGCGGCAGCAGCGGAGGCAGCAGCCGGCCGAGCAGUUGCCACAUCCAACCCGCAUCAGCGACGACGACCGCAGCCAACAAUUCAACUGUUGCGGCCGCCACCAUUUCGCUCAGCUGCCCGUCGUGUCGCAAACUCGUCUACUUUGACGAAAACGGAGCUCAAAAUUUGCCUCGCUACAGGGCCAUGCAAACGAUCGUAGACAAGUUCACGGAGACGUGUAACCGUACGUCAGCCAACUCUAGCACAGCGUGCCAACUGUGUCCGGACACGACAGAAGCCGGCCAGCAAACUGCCACCGUUUUUUGCCAACAGUGUCAAGUUUUCUACUGCGAACGAUGCCGAGAGAACUGCCACCCGGCCCGCGGUCCGCUCGCUAAACAUAGCCUCAUUUCGCCGCAGCAGGGCCGUCAAGCUCUCCGUUCGCUCAAAGAAAAGUUCAAGCAACAGCAGUCGUGUGCAGAUGCCGUUCCACACUGCAGCGAACAUGGUGAUCAGGUCCAAUCUUAUUAUUGCAACACUUGUCGAUUGGGAGCUUGCCACUUGUGCGUUUUAUCGGAUGCUGGCCGCCAUCAAAAUCACGACGUCCAUCUAUUGGCGCUUAUCUGCAAACAGCAAAAGGCCGAGUUGACGCAAUCGUUGCAACAGCUGUCGGAGAAAGCCAAAAGUGCGACGGAGGUGAUCCAGCGCUUGAAGAGUUCGUCGGAAAGAGUCCAGGAGAGUUGUGCCAACGUCGAAUCGGCCAUCCAUGCUCAAUGUUUGGAACUGAUGGAAGCAUUGCGACGCAGGGAAGAAGCCCUGGUGGAUUUCGCCCGGCGCGAACGUGACUUGCAAUUGCGGCGAUUGCGGGAAGAGGUGGCCACUUGCACGGCUCACCUGCAGCACACGACGGCGCUCGUUCAAUUCUGCAUCGAAGCUUUGAAAGAAUCCGAUUCAUCGGCUUUUCUUCAGAUCGGGUCGAUGCUAGUCAACCGCGUCUCCAAUUUGGACCUCACUUGGCGACAGGAAAUGGAGGAAUUGACCAAUCGGGCCAGUCCGACACUCGAACUCACCCUCGACGAUUUGGGCCUGCGACGCAAUAUCGACCAGCUCACUUUCCUCGAAAUGAAACCUCCCGGACCACCAAGAAUCUUGGCCGAGGAAUGCAGCGCCGAAAAUAAUUCAAUCACAGUGGCCUGGCAACCGCAUCCGGCCUCUUUCGUCGAGGGUUUCGUUCUGGAACUGGACGACGGCGGGGGCGUCGCCGCUGGUCGUUUCCGCGAGGUCUACUGCGGUAAGGAGACCAUCUGCACGGUGGACGGCCUGCAUUUCAAUUCGCUUUACAACGCCCGAGUCAAAGCUUUCAACAGCAGCGGCGACGGACCCUACAGCGACUCGCUGGCUCUUCACACGGCCGAAGUGGCUUGGUUCACAUUCGAUAUGACAGCCUACCCAGCAGAAACUCGGCUGUCGGCUGACGGAUUGACGGCCACGACCGACAGCUACGAGCCGCGUGUUUUGCUCAGUUCAGUCGGAUUCUCACGGGGCGUCCAUUACUGGGAAUUCACCGUCGACCGAUACGAUGGCGCGGCUGAUCCGGCAUUUGGCGUGGCAAGACGAGACGUCGCGAGAGACUCCAUGCUGGGUAAAGAUGAAUUAGGAUGGUCCAUGUACAUCGACCAUCAACGGUCUUGGUUCCUCCACAACAACGUGCACAGUCAUCGAACCGAUGGCGGAAUCGACGUCGGUUCUACAGUUGGCGUCCUACUCGACCUCGAUCGGCGUCAAUUGAGUUUCUUCGUCAACGAAGAGCCUCAGGGAACGGUGGCUUUCGUCGAUCUACACGGCGUCUUCUACCCGGCCGUUUCGCUCAACCGCAAUGUACAAGUCACUCUCCAUUCAGCUCUCGAUCCACCGCCAUCUUCGGCCUCUUGUCCCGACAGCGGAGAAGAAAGCGACGAAGGCCAUCCAAUUGGCGGCGGCGAUGUCGCUGAACGAAUAAACAGCGGGACGAAAUCUUCUGAAUCGAUGUCUUCACUCACGUGUGCCGUUGCGGCGCUCUGAAAUAAACAAAACCAAAAUGAAAUGAAAUUUUUUUUUUAAACUAAAAAAAAAAAUGUUCUGUUUGUUUGCGAAAUUGUACAUGAAUUAUGAUGUCGAACGGCUUCAUUAUCUCCUAUUAAUGCUUUUAUUCUCAUUUUUUUUCUAUUUGCAUAUUUAUAUAUUUUACAAAAAGGGCUUAGUGAAAUCU
Messenger RNA from Daphnia carinata, 2857 nucleotides. It is a transcript of the gene Trim9, whose product is annotated as E3 ubiquitin-protein ligase TRIM9-like. Gene Ontology annotation, molecular function: protein binding; zinc ion binding. The transcript has 10 exons. Bases 346 to 2670 code for a protein of 774 amino acids. NCBI's taxonomy places the organism in Eukaryota, Metazoa, Arthropoda, Branchiopoda, Diplostraca, Daphniidae. The record is from RefSeq and is a predicted model, not a curated record.